CAAGUUUCAAAGAAAGGAAGCCAUGGCUGCUGCUAAGUUUAGUAUCAAAACUACAUCACCAUUCUUCCUAGUUCUGUGUUUAACUGUGUUCCUAUUUUUUACUUUGUCAUGCUUUGCUGAUCCAGACGAGCUACAAGACUUUUGUGUUGCUGACUUGAAUGCCACAACUAUCCUGAAUUGGUUCCCUAGCAAGCCGGUGUCCGAAGUUACAUCAAAUGAUUUCUUUUAUAGUGGCUUGGUGAAAGAAGCAAGCACAGCGAAUCCCUUAGGGCUUGGAGUGAGAUUAGGUGAUGUUAAUAAUUUCCCUGGGUUAAACACCGUUGGACUUUCGGUAAACCGAGCCGACUUUGCACCUGGUGGAGUGAUUCCACUGCACACACACCCUCGCGCAAGUGAAGCUGUAUUUAUCAUAAAAGGGGAAGUUCUUGUCGGGUUCAUAACUACUACUAAUGUUUUGUACUCAAAGGUUCUCAAAGCUGGAGAGAUGUUUAUUGUUCCGAAAGGACUUGUGCACUAAUUUCUAAAGAACGUUGGACGGGGGAAGGCUAGCGGGCUAGCUAUUUUCAAUAGUCAACUGGCCGGAACUGCAAUACUUGCUAAUAACCUCUUUGGUUCUAAGCCAACAACUCCUACCGAUAUCUUGGCUAAGAACUUCCCAGUUGAUGAGAACGUCAUCACCAGCAUAAAAUCCAAGUUUGGUAACUAAGCAAGAUAACUGAAUUUGUAUUCGUUUAUUUGUAAUAAGGAACACUAGAUUUGUGCUCGUGAGACGCACCGGGUAUUUUUUCCUUUUAACUUGGUGUGCCAGGGACUUCCUCGACCCCGUGAUCAUGUAUUUUUGAUUUGGUGUGUGCGGGGCUUCGUCCUGCCCCGUGGUCAUGUAUUUUUUAUUUUGUGUGAGCGGUGCUUCGCCCGCCCCGUGGCAAUGCAUUUUUUAUUUCGCGUGCCUGUCCCAUGGCGAGCCAUUUUAU
This is a messenger RNA of Papaver somniferum (opium poppy), 971 nucleotides long. RefSeq names its product germin-like protein subfamily T member 2. Gene Ontology annotation, cellular component: cell wall. Gene Ontology annotation, molecular function: manganese ion binding. Lineage: Eukaryota; Viridiplantae; Streptophyta; Magnoliopsida; Ranunculales; Papaveraceae. The record is from RefSeq and is a predicted model, not a curated record.